Camponotus floridanus (Florida carpenter ant) is the source of this 1552-nucleotide messenger RNA. It is a transcript of the gene Arl4, whose product is annotated as ADP-ribosylation factor-like protein 4C. The transcript has 4 exons. Gene Ontology annotation, molecular function: GTPase activity; GTP binding. Gene Ontology annotation, cellular component: cytoplasm. Gene Ontology annotation, biological process: vesicle-mediated transport; intracellular protein transport. NCBI's taxonomy places the organism in Eukaryota, Metazoa, Arthropoda, Insecta, Hymenoptera, Formicidae. The record is from RefSeq and is a predicted model, not a curated record. Bases 553 to 1176 code for a protein of 207 amino acids.
CAAGCUAUUGGUAGUUCUUUCCGUUUGCGCGAAUUGUUCCUCGGGUUGUUAACCGGGUUGUGAAUUGUGGUGCGUCAGUACCAUAUUGGUUCGUCUUAAAAAUUACUCGGGGGUUACUGUUCGGUAGUUGCCCCAUUACUUGUUUUAUUCUAUUCCACUUAAGUGAACAUAUCCGAUUGAUGAUAUAUCUUUCUUCCGCAUUUGCAUAUGGAAAGUGGGUCAGUGUUUUUUGCGCUAAUUUGUAUUUUUUUACCUCUUCUUUUUUGUGUUCAUUUAAAUAUGCCUGUGUGGGUGUGCGUAUUCUCGGAUUACGAUCUUUGAACCUGAAUAUGACGACACAGUAAUGGACAGCUUCGCAACGGCGAAUCCUUUUACAAACAUCAAGGAUUAAAUUUGAAGAAGAAGAAGAAGAUUUCGCUCGCGGAGCGGAAUCUAGAUGCUGGAUAGGACGAGGGAAUAGAGAAGAAAAGAAGAGCGCGAGAGAAGAAACAGAAAACGCAGACGUAUCAGACUCAAACAAAAACCGAGUUUAAGAUAAGGGAAGAAAGAGGGAUGGGCGCUGGGAUGGGUAGGAGUGGCACGAGCGGCGGUCUUCUCGAGGCACUUCCCACGGGAACCCCGUUUCACGUGGCGAUGCUUGGCCUCGAUAGUGCCGGAAAGACAACUGCCCUGUACAGACUCAAAUUCGAUCAAUAUCUCAAUACUGUGCCGACUAUCGGUUUUAACUGCGAAAGAAUUCGCGGUGGCAUCGGAAAAGCUAAAGGUGUUAAUUUCCUUGUAUGGGACGUCGGUGGACAGGAAAAGUUACGGCCAUUAUGGAAAUCAUACACAAGAUGCACAGACGGUAUCAUUUUCGUCGUUGACUCCUGCGACACCGAGAGGCUUGAAGAGGCGAAAAUGGAACUUACUAGGACAGCGAGGAGUCCAGACAAUGCGAAUGUGCCGAUUCUAAUUCUCGCCAACAAACAGGAUUUACCUGGUGCGAAGGAAGUCAGCGAACUGGAAAAGCAUUUGGGAGUGUUAGAACUAACUGGUAUGCCUGGUAGUUCUUGUAUUCGUGUACAACCAGCGUGUGCUAUUACGGGUGAAGGACUCCACGAAGGUUUAGACACGCUAUAUCAAUUGAUUUUAAAGCGACGCAAGCUGGCUAAAUUGAAUCGGAAACGAGCCAGGUAGGCCAGGGCAUCGGAAGACUGCACAUGCGUCUUCUGAUAUUGUCAGUAGCGGACAGUUUCUUUUCUAGCAACAUUUUUCACUACUUCCACUUUAUUUUUCUUUCCCAAUUGUGAUGAAGAAAUAACCCAGUGACUUGAAAGAGACCAAUGGUGUCAAUCAUCUCUUUUUAAUUUUUAUUUGCGUUAAAACUAACGAUGUUGAAGCGAUGCAAAGCUUGCAUUGAGCUUUUGUAUGUGCGUGUAUGUAUGUUUGUACAUAUAACUAUACAUAUAUCAAUUAUAGAGCUGCAUUGAUAUAAAAAAAAAAUGAGAAUGAGGGAUUUUAACGAUUGUUGUUCCUCGUUCUAUAUUAGAUUGUUGCAUAUAAGAUAUGAAUU